CCCCCAGCUCUCGGGACAAACAGAAAAAUAGGCACAGCAAGCAGCACUAGCUAGCUUUUUCCUCCUCUGAAACAGACCAAGUCACGUUCGAGGGCUUGUGAUACUUCUACUCAGGAGGAGGAGAUGAUGGCGAUGGCAACUUUAACAAGCUCGCAUGACGUCUGGAUGUUCGAGCGACUGUUCCAGGACCAGUAGAGUAAGAUGCCUCGGGACAGUCUGAUCAUCUCUGAGAAUGACAUUGACACUGGACUGGAUUUUGCAGGUGAAAAGGAUGAGGACUUGUUUUUGCAAGAGGAACAUAAGAGUAAAAGACACAGAAUAAAAAGAAGAGAUGAUGACAGACAGAAAAGGAAGAGAGGAAAUGAGAGGAGAAAAGCGGGAACAAGAGCAGGAGAUGGGGAAGAAGUUUUAUGGGGGGUAGCUGAGAAAAGAGAAAGAAGCAAGAGAAAAAGACAGAAGAAUAAACAAGAAACCAGUAGAAGAGAGAAGAAUGAGGAGGAAGAAGUCCAAGUGACAAGUGGCAAGGCAGCAAAGGCAAGAAAGAAUAUAAAAAAUGAAAAAACACGCAGAAUGGAAAAGAAGGAAGUUGAAGAAAAUAUUGAAAAGGGAAAAAAGAAAUAUGGAAGUGCCAAAAUAGGGGAGGUUAAAGAGGAUGGAGGUAAACAACUGGAAAAAGCGCAGGAAGUGAAAAAGAAAAAGCACAAGAAGGUUGAAACCAGUUCAGAGCUGGAGACGAGCGAAGAGGAUGACGAUGAAGAGGAGGACACUGAGAAGGAUGAGGUGAGGCCAGAGUGUCUGUCCCCAGAGGAGCUGGAAAAGCUGAAGGAGGCGGUGGAUGAGAGGAAGAAACUGAUCCAAGGUCUAAGGGGAAAACCCUGGUCAAUGAAAAAGAAACUUGUCACUUUGCGGGAGUCUCAGGAGUUUGUGGAAAAAUAUGAAGGGGCCUUGGGAAAAGGGAAAGGCAGGAAGCUCUAUGCAUACAAAGUCAUGAUGACCAAGAAAUGGAUGAAAUUCCAACGGGACUUUGAAAACUUCAAAACUGCAUGCAUCCCAUGGGAGAUGAAAAUAAAGGAGAUUGAAAGUCAUUUUGGCUCCUCAGUCGCCUCAUACUUCAUCUUCCUGAGGUGGAUGUAUGGCAUCAACAUGAUCUUGUUUUGCCUGACCUUCGGCCUGGUUAUGGUACCGGAGGCAUUAAUGGGCCGACCAUAUGGCAGCAUCCCAAGAAAGACGGUCCCCAGAGCUGAGGAGGCCAGCGCCAUGGACUUUGCUGUUCUCUGGGACUUUGGGGGUUACGCACAGUACUCAGUCCUCUUCUAUGGCUUCUACAACAACCAGCGCACCAUUGGUUGGCUCAAGUUUCGUAUGCCUCUGUCUUACUUCCUGGUUGGUGUGGGUACAGUGGCCUACAGCUAUAUGGUGGUCAUUAGAACGAUGGCUCGUAAUGCAAAUGAGUCAGGGGUCGGCGAUGAUAACAGCUUCAAUUUCAGCUGGAAAAUGUUCACAAGCUGGGACUACCUGAUAGGAAAUGCUGAAACAGCAGACAAUAAAUUUGCUUCCAUCACCACCAGCUUCAAGGAAGCAAUCUUGGAGGAGCAAGAGAGCCACAAGGAUGACAACAUCCAUCUGACUCGUUUCUUGCGGGUGCUGGCCAACUUCCUGGUCUUGUGCUGCCUAGCAGGAAGUGGAUACCUCAUCUACUUUGUAGUGCGCCGUUCUCAGAAGUUUGCCUUAGAUGGACUGGAGAAUCACACGUGGUGGGAAAGGAAUGAGGUGAACAUGGUCAUGUCAUUAUUGGGAAUGUUCUGCCCCAUGCUGUUUGACGUAAUCAGCACCCUGGAGAACUACCACCCCCGUGUCGCCCUACAGUGGCAGCUCGGUCGGAUCUUUGCCCUCUUCUUGGGAAAUCUCUACACCUUUAUCAUUGCACUCAUGGAUGAGAUCAACCUUAAAAGGAAAGAGGAAAAUACAGUGAAGUUUAAUAUAACCAUGUGGGAGGCCAGUCUUUACAAUGGCACAGUAUCAGAAAACAGCACUGCCCCACCCAUCACUAUCCAACCUGCUGAUGUGCCCAGAGGGCCCUGCUGGGAGACAAUGGUAGGACAGGAGUUUGUCCGCCUGAUCAUAUCUGACACCAUGACAACCUACAUCACAUUGCUGAUUGGUGAUUUCCUGAGAGCAGUUCUUGUUCGUUUUCUCAACUACUGCUGGUGCUGGGACCUAGAGGCAGGGUUUCCAUCCUACUCUGAGUUUGACGUCAGUGGGAACGUCCUGGGCUUGAUCUUUAAUCAAGGAAUGAUAUGGAUGGGUUCGUUCUAUGCACCAUGUCUGCCUGCCCUGAACGUCAUCCGGCUCCAUGUCUCCAUGUACCUGCAGUGCUGGGCUGUUAUGUGCUGUAAUGUGCCACAAGAAAGGGUCUUCAAAGCUUCUGGCUCCAACAACUUCUACAUGGCCAUGUUGCUGGUCAUCCUCUUUCUGUCCACUCUGCCUGCCAUCUACACUAUUGUCUCCAUCCCACCUUCAUUUGACUGUGGACCCUUCAGUGGCAAGAACCGUAUGUUUGAUGUGAUCCAUGAGACUCUGGAGUCUGACUUCCCUGCCUGGUUUAGUAAAGUGUUCAGCUACGCCUCUAACCCUGGGCUGGUGCUACCUUUCAUACUGCUUAUGGUACUGGCCAUUUAUUACUUGCAAUCGACAUCCAAAAGCUACAGGGAAGCAAAUGUCGAGCUGAAGAAAAAACUACAAAUGCAAAAUGAAGAGAACAAGAAGAAGAACAAACAAGCAGCACUGAAGGCUCAAAUGGAUCUAGAGGCCAGACAAACUGCACAAGCUGCAGAGCAACAAAGGAACAACAAUGCUUCACUGCAGGAUCAAGAGGAAAUCGUAGAUUCCUCUUAUUUUGGUCCAGACAUCCAUGGCAGCAGUCAGAGGCCAUAUCAGGAAAAGCACGGACGCAUUCCUCCUCCUCCUGUUGGAAGCCAAGGACACCAAAUGCCAGCCACCAGAGACCCCGGAUCUAGGACCAACAACCAUGGCAACCACAGGCCUUCUGGAUACCUGCCUGGUUUCACUCAGCAAAGUGAGCCUAGGCUGUCCAGGGUGCCGAGCCUGCAGAGAAACUGACUCUGUGACACAAAGCAAUAAUGACAAAACCAAGCACAUUACUGAGAAAUUCAUGCUAUAGAUGUAGACUGUCAACUGAGAGGAAUGAACAUCUUGGACUGAUGUAAAUUGGUGCACAUUAUUCACCUUCUCAUGAAUAAAGUUUUUUCUUUACAGCGUGCGUACAUGAUCAAACGAU
Messenger RNA from Archocentrus centrarchus (flier cichlid), 3298 nucleotides. It is a transcript of the gene tmc1, whose product is annotated as transmembrane channel-like 1. Gene Ontology annotation, cellular component: plasma membrane. Bases 202 to 3120 code for a protein of 972 amino acids. Gene Ontology annotation, biological process: detection of mechanical stimulus involved in sensory perception of sound; vestibular reflex. Gene Ontology annotation, molecular function: mechanosensitive monoatomic ion channel activity. NCBI's taxonomy places the organism in Eukaryota, Metazoa, Chordata, Actinopteri, Cichliformes, Cichlidae. The transcript has 21 exons. The record is from RefSeq and is a predicted model, not a curated record.